Molecule: messenger RNA, 1113 nt
Organism: Castor canadensis (American beaver)
Lineage: Eukaryota; Metazoa; Chordata; Mammalia; Rodentia; Castoridae
Source: RefSeq, a predicted model, not a curated record
CCCAUGCCUCAGGAAGAGCAGACUCUCGGGAUGGACACCCCACCCCCUGAAGAACUUUUAGAUAAGCGAAACGAAAAGCUGAAAACCCAGGACGAGGAGAUGGAGUUUCAGAUGGACGGCCUGAGGGAAGCCCUGGCAAACCUGCGGGGACUGUCAGAGGAGGAGAAAGGAGAGAAGGCCUUGCUUCACUUCCGUAUCCAGGAGCAGUCCCAGCUCAUCUGCAUCCUAAAGCGCAGGUCGGAUGAGGCCCUGGAGCGCUGCCAGGUCCUUGAGCUGCUCAACACCGAGCUGGAGGAGAAGAGGAUGGAGGAGGCCGAGAAGCUGAAGGCCCAGAGCGAGUAUGCCCAGAGGCUGGAGGAUCGCUUUAAGACUCUGGUAGCCAACCAUGAGAUGAUGAUCCGCUUCAAGGAUGAACACAAGAGUCUGAACGUCAAGCUGAGGGAGGAAAAUGAGAAGCUGAAGAUGGAGAACAGAAACCUUUUCAGCCAGGCUCUGCAGGAGAAGGAGGCCAAAGUACUGCAGCUCACUGCCCACGGCGAGGCCCUCACCCAGGAGCUGGAGGCCCUGAAACACAGGUGUAUGCAGGACGCCUGCCAGGCCCAGGCCAGGGAGAAGGAGCUGCUGGAGCUGCAGGGGCAGCAGGCCCGCGCCCAUGCCAAGGAGACAGAGCAGCUGCGCAGCCAGCUGCAGAUCCUCAAGCAGCAGCAGCAGCAGGCUGAGGAACAGAUGGCGAAGGCCCAGGAGACACACAGCCGCCUGAGCCAGGAUCUGCAGGCCAGGCUGCAGACCAUCACGCGUGAGAAAGAGGAGCUGCUGCAGCUGUCCAUGGAGAGGGGCAAGGUGCUUCAGAACAGGCAGGCGGAGAUCCGCCAGCUGGAGGAGAAGUUGGAGAUCGCUGCGGUGGCCAGGAAGCACGCACUGGAGAGGUUCGAGCAAGAGGCAGUGGCUGUGGACAGCAACCUGAGAGUCCGGGAGCUUCAGCGCAAGGUGGAUGGGAUCCAAAAGGCCUACGAUGAACUCCGGCUGCAAUCGGAAGCCUUCAAAAAGCACAGCCUGGAUCUUUUAAGCAAGGAGAGAGAACUCAAUGCCAAACUCCGUCACCUCUUUCCAUAA